Molecule: messenger RNA, 606 nt
Organism: Sciurus carolinensis (gray squirrel)
Lineage: Eukaryota; Metazoa; Chordata; Mammalia; Rodentia; Sciuridae
Product: hemoglobin subunit alpha
Exons: 3
Coding region: 61-489 (142 amino acids)
Biological process (GO): oxygen transport; hydrogen peroxide catabolic process
Cellular component (GO): hemoglobin complex; haptoglobin-hemoglobin complex; blood microparticle
Molecular function (GO): oxygen binding; iron ion binding; oxygen carrier activity
Source: RefSeq, a predicted model, not a curated record
GCCGCGCUCUGCUGGCCCAACACGCUUCUGGUUCUGACACGGACUCAGAAAGAAACCACCAUGGUGCUGUCUGCUGCUGACAAGACCAACGUCAAGACUGCCUGGGACAAGAUCGGCGGCCAUGGUCCCGCGUUUGGCGGGGAGGCCCUGGACAGGAUGUUCCUGAGCUUCCCCACCACCAAGACCUACUUCCACCACUUUGACCUGAGUCCCGGCUCCGGCGAUAUCCAGAGCCAUGGCAAGAAGGUGGCCGAGGCGCUAGCCACCGCCGCGGGCCACCUGGAUGACCUGCCCGGCGCCCUAUCUACUCUGAGCGAUCUGCACGCGCACAAGUUGCGUGUGGACCCGGUCAACUUCAAGCUCCUGAGCCACUGCCUGCUGGUGACCCUGGCGGCUCACAUGCCGGCUGAUUUCACCCCUGCGGUGCACGCCUCCCUGGACAAGUUCUUGGCCUCUGUGAGCACCGUGCUGACCUCCAAAUACCGUUAAGCUGGAGCCUUGGUGGCCUCGCCCAAGCCCACCAGGCCUCUGUCCAGGCCCUCCUCCCCUCCCCUCCUCCUGGCACCUGCACCUCUUGGUCUUUGAAUAAAGUCUGAGUGGGCGGCA